AUGUCUAAAUCAGGCUCACCCACUCUCAACUUGUCAGGCAAGGUGGCUAUCGUGACGGGCGCAUCACGCGGCAUCGGUAGAGGUAUUGCACUUGAGCUGGCCCGAAGAGGAGCCAAGAUUGCCGCCACAUAUGUCUCCUCUGCCAGUGCCACAGCGGUAGACGAGCUAUGUGAUGAGAUUUCCAAGCUUGAAAACGGAUCUGUCUGCGUGGGGAUAAAAGAUGAUUUGAGAGACGUGCAGAGCUUCGCAGACAUUGUGCAACAUACUAGAGCAGCUUUUGGAGAAAGUAUCGAUAUCCUCAUCAAUAAUGCUGGCGCCGAGGUUGUAAAGGGCCUACAAGAUAUUACAGAUGAAGACUUCGACUUUGUGUACCAUUUAAAUGUUCGGGCACCAAUGCUUCUUCUCGGCCAGGUCCUACCACACCUGAGAGCACCAGGACGAAUCAUCAGUCUCGGAUCGGUUGGUGCACGGCAGGGCUUCAAAAACCUGUCUCUGUAUUGUUCGUCCAAGGCUGCGCUUGAAGGCAUGACCAGAUGUUGGGCCGCGGAGCUCGGUGCUAAGAAUCACACGGCAAACGUCGUCAAUCCGGGACCCGUGCAGAGCGACAUGCUGGAUAAAAUCCCCAAGGAUCUCGUUGAGAUGCAAAAGGUUCUGACGCCGCUUGAGAAUCGCUUGGGUACAUUUGACGACAUUGCGCAGAUUGUUGCUUGGUUGGCAAGUGAGGAGAGUCGCUGGGUGACUGGGCAGUCUAUCAGUGCGAGUGGCGGGUAUGAUAUGUAUUGA
Messenger RNA from Pochonia chlamydosporia 170, 783 nucleotides. Its product is annotated as gluconate 5-dehydrogenase. The transcript is spliced from 2 exons. Bases 1 to 783 code for a protein of 260 amino acids. Gene Ontology annotation, molecular function: oxidoreductase activity. The record is from RefSeq and is a predicted model, not a curated record. NCBI's taxonomy places the organism in Eukaryota, Fungi, Ascomycota, Sordariomycetes, Hypocreales, Clavicipitaceae.